Molecule: messenger RNA, 2054 nt
Organism: Trematomus bernacchii (emerald rockcod)
Lineage: Eukaryota; Metazoa; Chordata; Actinopteri; Perciformes; Nototheniidae
Gene: dhrs7cb
Product: dehydrogenase/reductase (SDR family) member 7Cb
Exons: 7
Coding region: 166-1107 (313 amino acids)
Biological process (GO): regulation of release of sequestered calcium ion into cytosol by sarcoplasmic reticulum
Cellular component (GO): sarcoplasmic reticulum membrane
Molecular function (GO): all-trans-retinol dehydrogenase (NAD+) activity
Source: RefSeq, a predicted model, not a curated record
CAGGUUCCAGUGGACAGCAGCAGGACGGACGGACGGACGGACAGGGGAACAGAGCGGUGUGAAUGGACGAGGGACAUUAGAGGGACAGGGACGUCUGUAACUCAACUAAAUCCGGAAAAACAACAGCCAGUCCUUCUGAAGGAUUAGCACCCUGUUCAUGAUAGCAUGGCCCUGCCCUCCGUGGUGGUGUUGCCCCUGCUGAUCGUCGUGGCAGCUGGGGUGUACUACAUCUACAAUGAGGUCAUACACUUCAUGUCCCAGUCCAUAGUGCGAAACAAAGUGGUGGUGAUCACUGAUGCUGUGUCCGGGCUGGGAACUGAGUGUGCCCAUCUCUUCCAUAAGGGUGGUGCCAGACUGAUCCUGUGUGGCAACACCUGGGAUAAACUGGAGUCUCUGUAUGACCAGCUGACCAACGACUCUGACCCCAGCCAGACGUUCGCCCCAAAGCUGGUGAUCGUGGACUUCAGCGACAUGGACAGCAUGGAGGACGUGGUGUCAGAGGUGGUGGAUUGUUACGGCUGUGUGGAUGUGUUGAUCUCUAACAGCAGCAUGAAGCUAAAGGCCCCGGUGCAAAGUGUCUCCCUGGAAAUGGACAGAAACAUCAUGGACAUUAACUACUUCGGCCCCAGCACUCUGGCUAAAGGCAUUAUUCCAACAAUGAUCUCGAGAAGAUCCGGCCACAUCGUGCUGGUCAACAGUAUCCAGGGAAGACUGGCUGUCCCAUUCAGAAGUUCAUAUUCUGCAUCUAAGCAUGCGGUGCAGGCUUUCUUCGACUGCCUGCGGGCUGAAGUGAAGGAGUAUGGGAUAGAAGUGAGCACCAUCAGCCACACCUUCAUCAACGCCUCGGAGCCCCCGCCUGAGGAGGGGCCCGCCCCCAAAACAAACGUUGUGGCUGCAUUCAUCCGCAGCCAGUGGGUCCACGGUGUGAGCCCCUCGGUCCUGGCCAAUGAAAUAAUGCAAACGGUAAACAGGAAGAGGAAGGAGGUGGUGCUGGCCCACCCCAUCCCCAGGGUGGCCCUCUACCUCCGCUCCCUCUUCCCCUCCUUCCUCUUCGCUGUGCUGGCUGCAGGAGCCAAAGACUCAGUGCUGAAUGAGCAGAUGCAGUGAGAGAAAUGGAAUCAUGUGAAGUGAAGGAUUGUGUGGAGAUGGUAGAUAAGUAUUAUGUGCUUGACUUAAGAUGUAUCACAAGCUGGGCAAAGUAGGCAACUCCACUGGGCCCCGGACCCUUAAGGCUCCAGGCUGAUCAUAUGUGUGUGUGGCACUUUCAAAUUUAAGAUUUUCAUCAAAUAAUCCCUGUUUAUCAUAUUAUUUAUGGUCUUACACAUUCUGUUAUGACCUCUCUGUAUAGUCCAUUGUUCCCAUGCUGCAUUCAAUGUACCUCCACGUGUACAACAAUGUAAUUCAGUGCUACUGUGUGUGCUAUAUCAGCAUCAUUGUUUAUUGUUAGCUUCUCCUACGGCUACAUAAAAGCAAACAGAGAAUAUCCGUCUUGAAUUGUGCCUUGUGUUUCACUUGAUCAGAAUAAGGUAUUGAUAUCAUGCACUUUAUGUUCAGUACAUGGAGAGUAUUCAGUGUCGGAUUUGCAGAUGAAAUAUCAGCCAGUAGCAGAGAUUUGAAGCAAAUAUGUGAUGAACUAGCUCCAACCCUAGAACUAGUUCUAAUAUGAACAUGUUCAUUUACUUAAGUUACAUUUGUAGGUACUUGUUUACUUCUGAAUUGCAAUGUUAUGACACUUUAUGGAAGCAAAGCAAAGGCAAUACAGAUAAGUAGUUGUAGUACUUAAAGGAUUAAGGUACAUUCAGAUAACUGCUCCAGCACUUACUAUGGUUUGUGAAGCAAAUGGACUUGGAGGAUUCUUGCUGAGUUGUAUCUUCAUGGUUGAAAGCCAUUAUUGUAAGGCGCUUUAGAUCAAAGUUUGAAAUGAUAUAUAAUGUCAUGUAAUGUAAUUGUGGCAGGAAGAAGGAGAAGAACCCCAGAUGGCAAGAGCAGACGGGAUUGCAUUUCACUGGAGUUGAAACUUUCAUGUGACAAAUAAAAUUGCUUGAUUAUCUGCA